Molecule: messenger RNA, 1104 nt
Organism: Drosophila hydei
Lineage: Eukaryota; Metazoa; Arthropoda; Insecta; Diptera; Drosophilidae
Gene: Der-2
Product: derlin-2
Exons: 4
Coding region: 319-1092 (257 amino acids)
Biological process (GO): endoplasmic reticulum unfolded protein response
Cellular component (GO): endoplasmic reticulum membrane; Hrd1p ubiquitin ligase ERAD-L complex
Molecular function (GO): ubiquitin-specific protease binding; misfolded protein binding
Source: RefSeq, a predicted model, not a curated record
UAAAUUACUCAAAAACUAAUUAGCCAGCUGAUAGUCAGUUACACUCAUGCGAUAAGUGUGCAUAACGAUAAACGAUAACUAUUUUAUUUUCUAUCGCUCUAAAACCUAGCAAAAUAAAAUAAAUACAACAAUAAUAUUAAUUGUGAAGCCCACAUCUACAAGUUGUUCUGGUAGCUGGACCUAAUAGCCUCACCCAUAUAACCGCAGCAAAUGUGAAGGCAAGCGCUGCCAGAGCGCCCAUCUACAACAACACGCACAAAAACAACCAAAUUUCAAUUUAACUUUGAACACUUUCCCAGCCAUAAAGAGAGCUCCAGGAUGAAUGCCAUGCGACAGUUCUAUAUGGAAGUGCCCAUAGUAACACGGGCGUACACCACAGUCUGUGUGCUCACAACAUUGGCAGUGCACUUGGAUCUAGUGUCGCCGCUUCAGCUAUACUUUAACCCCACACUGAUUGUGCGAAAAUUUCAAAUUUGGCGUCUGGCCACCACAUUCCUAUAUUUUGGCACCAUAGGUAUCAGUUUCUUUUUUAAUAUGAUAUUCACAUAUCGCUAUUGUCGCAUGCUGGAGGACGGCUCCUUUCGCGGUCGCAGCUCCGAUUUUGUUAUGAUGUUCGUAUUUGGCGGCGUGCUGAUGACAUUCUUUGGCAUCUUUGUCAAUUUGCUGUUUCUCGGCCAGGCAUUCACCUUAAUGCUGGUCUAUGUGUGGUCCAGGCGAAAUCCUUUGGUGCCCAUGAACUUUUUCGGUGUGCUCAACUUUCAAGCGCCGUAUCUGCCUUGGGUAUUGCUGUGCUGCUCCAUGAUAUUGGGAAAUACCAUAUGGGUGGAUAUCAUUGGCAUGGGCGUUGGUCACAUCUACUAUGUGCUAGAAGAUGUUUAUCCCCACCUAUCAAACGGCUUCCGACUGAUCAAGACGCCGUAUUUUCUGAAAAGACUUUUUAACGAACACAUUGAACGCAAUUAUCAAGCAGCCGCCGAAGAUCGUCCUGGUGGUUUCUUAUGGGGCGGCGAGGGGCAGCAGAUUGAACCCGAAGCGCAGCCCAACGACGGACCAGAUGCCCCAGAGCAACCGGCAGCAGCGGCAGCUCAAUAACAAAAAAACAAG